AUGACUCAGUUCAUUGAAUUGAAGUCACCUAGUUUUAAUUUAAGUGAAAAACAAAAUGUUACCCCCAAUUCACAAUCAAAACUUUGUGUUUGUUGUCUAUCAGGAGAUGUGCUACUUAUAAAACUCGAUAGCUGUAAACAUGCUGGUUUUUUAUUUACUUUGUUUGAGAAUAAGGUGGAUCUUACAAGUGCAUUUGUUUGCUACCUGUGUCACAAUAUUAUAAGAAAAAUAGACAGUUUUAAAUGCCAGGUUGAAGAAAGUUGUGCUGUUUUAAGAGGAAAUGUCAAUCAACCAAAAACUUGGAAAUAUAAAUUGAAAAAUUCUAAAACAGAGAUAAAUUCCACAAUCAACUGUCAACCAAUAGAAUUUGAGUAUAAGGAAAAUUUUGUCUCAUCGGAUACUGUUUUAGAGCAUGUCAUUACGGAAAUAAAAGUGGAACAUGACAGUGACUUCGACUGUGACGCUGAUCUGCCUUUGGCCCAAAUAAAAGAGGUAAAAGAGCUCAGGAAUACGAACGAAAAUCGAAAUAAGAAGCAGAAGGUUAAAGUGAAGAAAAGAUCCUUGAUACACGAGAAAUAUGAGGGAAAGAUUAAAACUAUUACAAUAAGUUGGGAGGAAAUGAUGGAGGAACGGAAGAGGGAUGCUCUGAGGAAAUCUUACUUAAACUUGCCGUUUAAAUGCGAGAAUUGUAUAGUUGGUUUUGACCAUGAAAAGACCCUGAAAGUGCAUAUUGAACAAAGACAUAGUGAUAAGAAAGGAGCUUUUGUAUGUGAUGUGUGCAAAUCAGUAUUAAGCACAGAAACAUCUUACAAGGAACACAGGAAACGGCAUCUGAGACGAUACGAGUGUGAGGUGUGCGGAAAACGAAACAACAAUGUUUAUUCCGUAGUGAAACACUACAAGGAAGAGCAUGGCACCAUCAACACUUUGUUCACUUGCAAGGAUUGCGGCUUCACUACCGAAUCUCACCGAGGCUACCGUUACCAUCGCGAUAAGCACAAGGGAAAAGUGGAAUGCACAGAGUGUGGUAACACUUUUGUACAUGCAACAGGACUUCGGGUGCAUAUGUUUACGGUCCACGGCCAAUCGGAUCGCGUAUACUCGUGCGAAGAAUGCGGCAAACGAUACCGAUCCAAGUCAAGUCUCGCCACACACCGCUCGGUGCACAACACGAGCGCGUCGCCGGAGACCUUCUGCGCCCUCUGCAACACGCAGUUUCGGUCGCCGUUGGGCCUUAAACACCACUUGAAGACCCACUCCAAGCACAUACGGGAUUCCGAUAAGAGUCUGGACCUUAUUAAGUGUUUGAAAAUAACAAACAUGGCAACCAUUGCAGCUAAAGAUUAA
This is a messenger RNA of Parnassius apollo (apollo), 1347 nucleotides long. Lineage: Eukaryota; Metazoa; Arthropoda; Insecta; Lepidoptera; Papilionidae. The record is from the annotation of a GenBank genome assembly.